Molecule: messenger RNA, 387 nt
Organism: Striga hermonthica
Lineage: Eukaryota; Viridiplantae; Streptophyta; Magnoliopsida; Lamiales; Orobanchaceae
Source: the annotation of a GenBank genome assembly
AUGGGUCUGGUAGAUAACGGCUGCGACUCGGCCAGCCACACCCACAAGGUGUUCCUCCUCGCCAACUACGCCCUCAUCGGGGCCGCCUCCAGCUGCAUCUUCCUCACCCUAUCCCUCCGCCUCAACCCCUCCCUCGCCGGCGCCUUCCUCGUCCUCCUCCACGCCGUGACCAUCGCCGGCGCCGGCUGCAACGUAGCUUCCCGCGGCGGCGGAUCCAGGUUUUACGGGGCCCACAUGGUGGCGACCGCCCUCACCGCCAUUUUCCAGGGCUCCGUCUCGGUUCUGAUCUUCAGCCGGCCGCGGAUUUCCUUGGACACCUCAAGUCGUACGUCCGGGAGGACGACGCCGUCUUCAUCCCGAAACUCGCCGGCGGGCUGUGCGCGGUGA